AAAAUUAUGUAAGAAUUGUGUCGUAUUUGUGGUUAUCCGUAUGAUAGAAAACUGAUAGAUUUUUCCUCGGUUUUGCUUCAAUUUUUUUUCUUUUAUAAAAGAACAAGGGAUUAUGAUCCUUGCGAACUAUUGUUGAUAGUUGAUACUUGGAUGUAUUUAGUGUGGUAUUAACAAUGUUACAUUUGCGUUGAAAGAGGAUUUUGUGAAAUUCAAGGUUCAUCUCAGAGUAAUAAACUUAAAUGACCAUUAGGAAAGGAUUUUGCAAAAUUUAUGUGAGGGAAGAAUGUAGGUUUAGACCAUGAAAACAGGUUUGCUGCUCGGAGUAUAGGUUUAAUGCUGAAGAAACAACAGUAAGAAAGGAACCUCAAGAGCAUUAACUGCAGGAAAGGCUUCCAAAGCACAGUUUUUUUUUAAUUACCAGUAGAAAAUAAGGACUUUAAAUAUAUAUUGCUGAGAAAAUAGCAAAUAGAUGAAAGAAAAAAUGCAAACAUCACCAAAAUGAAGUCAUCGUAUGAAGAUAAACUGCACUUAAUAAGUGACUUGUUUAUACACCGUGUGCAUUUUUCAUUUACAUUAACAAGCAGGCUUCAGACAUUAUCAUGACUUGGAUAAAAACAGAAGUUUAUAUGAUUUUAAUGAGCUUUUGAUGUAUUCAGUGAAGAGAUACAUUUAAAAUGAGUUUCGGUCUGUGAAGUAAUUACAACCACUGAUUAUAUGGCAGCUAUGGAAACUGUGGUCGCCGUCGCUAUUGGAAUAUUGUUGACGAUAUUUAUAGCAUCGCUGGUAGCGUUGAUACUAGUGUGUCGGCAUAAAUACUGCCGACGGAGGGACUUGAUCUCACAGCAGCAUAGAGAAACUAGACCUGAUGUCCAACUGAUAGACGAAGAACCACAUCGGUCCAAAUCUGAGCUGGAGUUGGGCGAAGUGGAAAUAUCAAAUCCAAAAUUAGACGAAAUAUUGAAAAAUGACCACUGGGUAGAUGAUGCCUCGGGUCUGGUACCACACUGCAUCGCUAUUUUAAAAACAUGUCACGACCUGGCAGAGCGUCUUGUUGGCAUGACUAUGAACAAUUCCGACAAGAUACAUACAGAAGAAAUGUUAACAGAAAUAGUCUCAGUUGCAAAGAGAAUCAGCCCCCGUGUUGAUGAAGUUGUGCAAUCUAUGUAUCCACCGUUAGAUCCACGGCUGUUAGAAGCAAGAUGUACAGCGUUAGUUCUCUCAGUUAGUCAUUUAGUUCUGGUCACAAAACAAGCAUGCAGAUUGUCACAAAAUAUUGAUUGGAUAGACCAGUCAUUAGCUGAUGCAGAUGAUCAUUUAAAAGUUUUGCAAGAAGCCAGUUUUAACUUGGCUCCUGAUGUACGAUCUCCAUCAAACUCAGUUGCUUCUGUUGAUAGUCAACAACCAAUGAUGAAUGGUCAUGUGACUCAUUGUAGCCAAUCAUCACAGGUCUAGCAAAUAUAGCUUCAGCCAAUCAAAAAAAGUGUUGUUUCUGUAAGCAGUCAGAAGCAGAUUCUGAUUGGUCAGUUAAGCUUCAGCUUCUACAGACAAUUUGUUAUAGUCUUUGUGAUUGGUUGAGUGACUUGUUACAACUAUGAUACAAAGCUUCACAGAAUAAACAGAUGUAUUGCUUCACCUGGCAUUCUGCAGUAGAUUUAAGCUUAUGUAAAUAACUAGCAGCAGGCAUUGUGUUGUGUUACAGAUUAUAACCAAUCACUGCAGCUGUAGCAAGUAAAGCUUCAGCCAAUCCUAAGUGUUGUUUCAACUAGCAGACUUGAGCAGAUUGUUGAUGGCCAUUUCGAGUCAAGUAAAGAAGUAGUGAACGACUGCAACAGAUUUUGUGGUUAUUUGUACUGACUCAUUACAACCAGUCUUUGCAUGUGUAUAAAGAAAACAAACAGUUACCAGGUGUUGAUACUUGAGAUAGUCAGCCAGACAUGUUUGGUCAGAUGACUUGUUGUGAGAGAUCAGUACAGGACUUACAAGUUAACCAAGUCAUUAUAGUGAUGUUUUCUAUAACAUAAAACAGGUAAAGCCAUUGGUCAUGUUAUUCAUUGUGACCAAUCACCAAAGAACUGAUACACAAGGCCUUGUUGUUCAAAUCGGAGCAUCAUUUCUGCAGUCUACAGAUUGUGAACAAUAAGCAUACCAGCUUCAACAUCAGAGAUUGUCAGCAGUGCCAAUAUUAUUUUAAAAGGACAGCUGAGUGUAUCAGUCUUUAGACUCCUUUGUUAAGGAUCGUUAUUUUAAGGUGGAUCUUGUUACUUUGUUAAAUUAUUUAAGGUGAUCAUGUGAUUUAGUUAAACAUGGCUUGUAGUUCUAUAUAAAGAUUCAUGUGCAACCAGAAUCUGAUGUACUACAGACGCAUAUAAAUCUGUAAAAGUGCAUCUGCUUUGAAAAUAUGGUUUAGGAAUAUUUUUGGCAUUUUAAAAUAAUGAAGUUGAAAGGAAGAUGUUUCAUUCAGAACAAGGAAGUUGUGUUGAGACGCAGCUGAAAAUAUAAAAUGUUGUGGCUUAUGCUUUAACCUUUAGACAUGAAUAAUUUACAACUUCUUGGUUGAGAACAGUAAAAUCUCACUUCUAGUCACUCAAUUUAGCUGGAAGCAUUCAUACCAUUGCACUUCAUGUUUUGAAGGUUACCGGAAGAUUUAUGACAAAAAAUCAGCAUCUCUGAGAGCAGAACUCGCAGUUGGUACUUCAGAGUGGGUUGAGUGUAACUUAAUAUUUUGUCUUGUCUUCUUGUGGUGAUUAAUCUUUGACCAUUUCAUUUGCAGGCUAAACAUAAAAGAGUUCAUUACUCUUAAACAUUGUUUUCUGACACAGAUAAAAAAGUCAUAAUUGAGCCGCACCAUGAGAAAACCAACAUAGUGCAUUUGCGACCAGCAUGGAUCCUGACCUGCCUGCGCG
Messenger RNA from Mercenaria mercenaria, 2903 nucleotides. Its product is annotated as transmembrane protein 98-like. The record is from RefSeq and is a predicted model, not a curated record. The coding region runs from base 715 to 1452 and encodes 245 amino acids. Gene Ontology annotation, cellular component: endoplasmic reticulum. Lineage: Eukaryota; Metazoa; Mollusca; Bivalvia; Venerida; Veneridae. The transcript is spliced from 6 exons.